This is a messenger RNA of Cydia fagiglandana, 5379 nucleotides long. RefSeq names its product transient receptor potential channel pyrexia-like. Gene Ontology annotation, biological process: monoatomic ion transport; transmembrane transport. The transcript has 9 exons. NCBI's taxonomy places the organism in Eukaryota, Metazoa, Arthropoda, Insecta, Lepidoptera, Tortricidae. The record is from RefSeq and is a predicted model, not a curated record. Gene Ontology annotation, molecular function: monoatomic ion channel activity; protein binding. Gene Ontology annotation, cellular component: membrane. Bases 436 to 3282 code for a protein of 948 amino acids.
UCAACAUAAACAGGUUGUGUGUGUUGUUGUGCAUGUUAUUAUCAUUUUAAUUCCAAGUGCCGUGAUUUUUGCAUAGUAAUGCCCUCUAUUUUCAAAAACCAGUUCAAUUUGGUAAUAUCAUAUUCCAAUUACGUGUUUGAAGCUGGUUAGUGCUUAUAAUAUUAGUUUUAGCGUUAAGAACUAAUAAGUGUUGAUUUUCCUCAAACCUUAGUUUAUUCUGAAUUUAUCCUUGAGAUAAUUAGUAUAUGCAGAGUCAGUGAAUUAUCUCAAAGCUGAGGUAAACGGUAUAGUCAUGUAAAUAUGACUAUUUUUUGUACAGCGCGGGGUGCUGUCGCCGUAGUAAGGAGAAUACUCGCAACUAAAUAAGUGCAUAUUAUUAUAGUCAACAUUUCGAACCGGGCACACAUAAUGUUGUAAAUGUGAGUGUUUUGUAAGAUGGAUUCAAUGCUAUCAGAUGCCGAUGCGGAAGCUGGUAUGCAUGAGGUCGACUGCGUUCCUCUGCUGCCACUCAGUGAUUCAAUUCGAGAUCGUAUCUUGCCAAAACAAUACAGCACUGAGUCACUCAAAGGACUGUCGAGUUUCUACGGAAUAGACAGUGCAAGACGCACCAGUGAUGCGACGGAAGUUUACCAGUGCCAGAGAAAAUACGCCUCUGAAAACGCAAUUCGACCGCGCUUCAACACAGUCACCGAUGUCUUUACUGACGAGAUCCGCAGGCUUCGAGCGCGGUUAGAUACCCGGUUACAUGAGGCUGUUAUUGAUCAAGAUAUAUCGGAAAUCGUGCGUCUGAUUUCGAAUGGAGCUUCACCCGCCGCGCUCGACCACUCCGGGUUGACACCUUUACAUUUGUGUAUACGUCAUAAACUAAUCAAACCAUUCCAAGCGCUGUUACAACACAAAGAUAGCGCCAACGUCAGAGAUGCUCGUGGUCUAUCAGUACUGCAUGUGGCCGUGUUGCAUCGCUGGUUGCCAGGCGUGGAGGCGGCGCUGGCGGCCGGCGCUGAUGUUACAGCACUCUGUGAUGCCAGCAAACCUUUAUUAUCCCACUCACUUAAUUGCGAGAGAUACCAGCAUGUUUCUUAUGAAGAUUUCGUUCUUGCUUUUGUACAAACACCAAUUCAGUUAGCAACAAAAGUGGGGGAUUUAGCUAUUCUGUUAAAACUUUUAGAUGUUGCUGAACGAAUGGGAGUAGUAGACUGUCAUAACAAAAAAGGUCAGACACCCCUUUACACGGCCAUUAUGAAUGGCAACUUGGAGGCUGUGGAAAUUUUUAUAAAAAAAGGAGCAUUAGUAGAUAAUGUCUCAAAAAGAAGAGAGACUGCUUUGCAUAUCGCUGUGCGUAAACCCGCUAUUUUGAAAUAUUUGCUGGAUAACACAAAUUGUCCAAGCUCCUUCAGUGAAUAUGGUUACGCACCAAUUCAUAAAGCUGCGUAUUGUAAUAAACCUGAAUCCGCGAAAUUACUUCUGAAUAAGUUUAAUAACAUUGAAUUAAAAACAGUAUCAUUGAAAAAUAAUGUAACGGAAGAAAAAUCAGGUGGCUUUACGGCUUUACAUAUGGCUGCAAAAUAUUUUAGCAAUGAAACAGGCGAAGUUUUGCUGGAAAUGGGUGCUAACCCUAAUGAAGUUGAUGAUCUCGGAAAUACUCCUCUGCAUGUAGCAGCUAAAACUAUGAACAGGACUAUGUCUGAGAUACUUUUGCGCAAUGGUGCAGUGCUAUCAGCUAAAGAUCAGGACGGAAAUUCUGCAUUACGAAUAAUAGCUACUAAAUUUCAUGAUGCUCUAAGCUUUUUCGAAUUGGUGUUUGACGAAUUCGUCUGUACUAAGGGGCUAUAUCCCAUGGGGACAACUGUAGUUUGUGUAAACUAUGAAGUGCUUUCAAGAAGCAGUGAUUCAAGACAGAUAAAAGCUAUAGAGGAAUUUGUAAGCUGUGGCAUGAGAAAAAUACUUAUGCAUCCAUUUAUUGAAAGCUUAUUGUAUUUGAAGUGGAGACAACUUUUGCCAAUAUUUUACGUCCUGAUGACAGCAUACGCGUUAUUUCUUGUUUCAUUUAAUAUUUUUGUUGUAAAUGUAUUUUAUUGUAAGGACAAUAUGGUGCACGCUAAUAUUAGCGAAUCUCCUUCGAAUCGGACGAAAAGUUCAGCCGAGCUACCUUGGUUUGAAAUGUUUGAUAAGUGGUAUUACCUUCUAUUGGCAUUGAUAUACGUUUCAAUUAGUUUGCUAGGUUUACAGGAAUCUUUCUACAUUUAUUUGAAAAGGCUACACUACUUCGAUAGUCUGGAGUCAUGGGUGAAACUGACUGGUCUUAUCCUGGCCGCCAUUCUUCCACUAACUGUGCAUUUUGUGGAGAUGGCAGCCUGGCAACGUCAUGUGGCCUGUGCCGCGCUGUUGCUGGUCUGGCUUCAAGCAAUGUUCUUACUGUCCCGAUUUCCAGGGUGGGGGUAUUACGUCCUCAUGUUCGGGAAAGUCGCAAUCAAUAUGUUCAAGGUGUUCAUCACGUCUAUAUGUUUAGUUGUUGGAUUUGCUUUUUGUUUUAUGAUACAAUUCCAAUCUGAACCGCCUUUUGAUGGUCCGAUAUCUGCAGUCGUCAAAACAUUAAUUAUGAUGUCUUCCGAGUUUGACUAUGAAGAUCUAUUUGGACAAGCCCAUGAUAAACAACUUCAGGACUCCAGAACAAUCGUCAGAUUGCUCUUUUUGGUAUUUGUUAUUUUCGUGGCAAUAGUUCUGGUAAACUUUAUGAUAGCUGUGGCCGUCAGUGAUAUUAACAACCUGAACAUAGCGGGAAAUAUUAGCAGGCUCGAGAAACAAGUGGAAUUACUCAGUUCUUUAGACGUUUUAGUUAACUGUGGACCAUUGUCAAGAAUGUUCAAAAAAAAGUACGGCGGUAAAAGGUAUCACAAAAAGAUGUAUAAUUCUAUCAAAGCGAAUAGGACGUGGUUUGUGGAGUGUUCGUCUUCGGUUGAAAUGUACCCUCAGGUUCUUCCUUCAGCACUUUACAGAGCUAUAAUAGAAAUAGCAAGAAAGAAAGAUGAACGUUUUAUGAAAAGUAAUGUAAGAAACACCUCGAAGACUAAACUAGAUGCCGUGUAUGACGCUAUUAUAGGCGGCGAAUUUGGAAUUGAUACAGAUGAUAAAGAGAAAGAAAACAAUACGUAUUGGCUGAGGGAGACAAUACUUAAACAGAAUGAGAAGAUAAAUCAAUUACAAUGUGACAUCCUUGUUAUUAAAGAAAUGUUGGCAGAUAUGAAAGUUAACAAAAACGUUGGCGAAAGAAUUAGCUUGUGAUUAUAAGUCAAAAAACAAAGGUAGCGAGUGCAAUAUUUUAUAAAGGGAAUAACACCGAAAGUAUGAGGACUUAACUGAGAUUGAGGGAAGGUCAUGGACACUAUUAAAGAAUAUAAAACUUGUAAAGAAACAAAAGAGACGUUAAACAUGAUUUAGAAACAUUUAAGAGUUCUAAUUUUCAGGACUUUACUGAUACAUAUGAUAUGCUACGAGCGUGUAACAGCAUAUAUUAUUUUAUCAGAUAAAGACACAAAACGUCGUGAAUAAAUGUAUAAAGGAUAUUUCCGCCCGAGCAAAUGGAUUCUCGCAUCAAGUAUUAGAACAAAAUGUCGUGUUGUAUAAAAUACGUCGCAACGCCGUGCGACGAGGGUUUAUUGACUUGCAUUCUGCUCUAUGUCGCCGGUACAGUGGAGUUCAAAAGUGCAUGGAUAGAUGUCGACCGUAAUGCCUUAAUAUUACGGUUGAAACAUAUCCAUGCACUUUUGAACGCCGCUGUACCUAGCUGCAGGGGAACACAGCGCGUGAUAUUAAAACAGUGACGCAAUACCAUAUUGACUUGUCAGCUUGGGAUAUAGCAAAUGUAAUUAAUGACAUUAUCGUUGUGCUUAUUCAAGUUUAGCUUGCCAGGUUGUCAGAUUGCCGCUAUUAUAAAAAAUAGCAUUUACCUAUUAUAUAGGUAAUGUGUAAAGUUAACGAAAUAACGGUUCGCAUUUAAAUAAUUUGUGAUACGUGUACAUAAUAAUUUUAAUUUUAGUAUAUAUUUAGCAAAGCCUCGCCUUACUUACAAAUUUAUUCUAACUGUAGGUAGGUUUUUGGCAUUAAAAGUUUUUUAUAAAUAAAUAUUUAUGUUAAGUUUAAGUGGAUUACUUAAAUAUAAAAUUAUUUAUUAUUUGUGCAUAACAUUAUCAUUUUGUGUCCAUGACCCCGAAUCUGAUUUUAAUUUCUUGUUCUAUUAUUGUUAUGGAUUUGAUCCGUCAGCUUUUACAGUGACAUUUUUAAGUUUUAUUAUGUUUGCUUAUUUCUUUCUUUGUUUUUAUCAAUAAAGAAUACACCAAAAAAUUAAAAUUGGAAUUUGCUUCCUUGUUGUAUAGCUUACAAAUGCUUUUGAUGAUUUUGAUUUAAUAUUUUCUAUUGAUGACAAAGAUUCAAACAAUACCAAUCUUUCACUAACAAAGUGUGCGACAAAAAUAUAAUUCAAGUGUUUUGCUGAUUUAACCGCAGCCACUGUGACCAGAAUGGCGAACUAGGCAAAUGUCACGGGCGUGAGAGCUUUCCCAUUCACCUGUUAUGGAGACAAUAAAUAAUACAAUAGACACUCCAACGGAAUAUAGGUUAUUUUAACAGCUCCUGAGAAUUCAUUAUGGAAUUUCCACAUGCAUACAUUAACCAUUCAGUUUAAUUAUUUUAUGUUUUAGAAAAACUAAGUUGAUGUUUCUUAUAAAUAAAACAUUUACCCAUCCUUCUUGCAUUGUGAAGCAUUACCAAAUUAACAUUAAUAACCACUUAUAAAAGUAAAAACCUUAGGAGGAGGUUUAAUUAAUGAUCUCCACACGCUCUUAUGGUAACAUUUCAUUUCUAACCGCAGCUGCACUACCGGUACUGAACGCGUCGCUGUCAUUGUCAAUUUUAAUAGUAAAAUUAACAGUAAUGCAGCUGUCGUUGGAAAUGGACUGUCACCUUUACUCCGUUAACAAUCAAGUUUUGCUCAAAUUGCACCUUCUGUCGCUGCCUGUACCUUACAAAAACAAAUAAUGGCUCCGUAUUUGAAUUGAAAUAAUCUACCUAGCAUACUUUUAACUCGAAGCGAAAGUGACGCAAGCACAUUACGCAAACACAGACUACGAAAUGAGUUUAUUAUACUGCCCUGACCUGAGUAAGCUUCAUUCUAUCUGUAUCUUUAGGUAUUUAAAUAGAAGUAUACAAAUAAUUUGUACAUUUUCGGGUAGUUAUAACAUUAAUUGAUUAACCAACCAAAUAAAAAUCCACCUGGGUCUGUCACUCUUUAACCUACAUUAUUUGAUCAUGGUAAUGUUUUCGUCUACCCUGAACUGGCUUAAGAAGCCAUUUGAGGGUAAAUUUUGAUAAUUUUUUUUAAAU